Ixodes scapularis (black-legged tick) is the source of this 7318-nucleotide messenger RNA. It is a transcript of the gene Tdg, whose product is annotated as G/T mismatch-specific thymine DNA glycosylase. Gene Ontology annotation, biological process: base-excision repair, AP site formation. Gene Ontology annotation, cellular component: nucleus. NCBI's taxonomy places the organism in Eukaryota, Metazoa, Arthropoda, Arachnida, Ixodida, Ixodidae. The transcript is spliced from 13 exons. Gene Ontology annotation, molecular function: mismatch base pair DNA N-glycosylase activity. The coding region runs from base 203 to 2320 and encodes 705 amino acids. The record is from RefSeq and is a predicted model, not a curated record.
GAAGUGGCAGAGGCGGCCGUGUAGGGGGCGCCAUGGGUCGGACAUUUGUGAAAAGGACCCAUUUAAAGAGUGAUUAAAUUUGUUGUUAAUACCAGGAAAACGCUUAAAAUGGCCUGGUGCAGCGCGUGGGACUGAGGUGCGGACGAAUUUGGAUACGGACAUCGCCAUCGUCGCGUUGGAGACGGGCCCGCUAUUCAGGGGCAUGAACGGGGACGGGACAACAAUGGAAGACUACCGGGGUUCCAUGCACGCCACAUGGAACCCUCCAGUGGUGAUCAAGCAGGAGCCAGACUUUGACCUCUACCCUGACACUGCACAGCAGGGACAUUCACAGCAGCAGCAGCAGCAACAGCAGAAUCACCACCACCCACAUCAUCACCCCGCCUCGGAAUACAUGAGCUCGCCUUACUUCCAGCAGCAGCAGCAGCAUCAUCAGCAGCAACAACAUCAACAACAACAACAACAACAACAACAACAGCAACAUCAACAUCAACAACAUCACCAACAGCAUCAGCAGCACCAGCAGCAGCAUGAACAGCAGCGGCAGCCACAUCACGCUGUGGGGUCCCACUACCUAAUGGGGAUGUCCCCCGAAAAUGGCGCCCACUACGGGAUGGGGUCCAACCCCCUCUCCCAGCUGGAAGAGGAAGCGGGAGAGGCGAGUCCACCCGGCCCCAAAAAGCGGGGCCGCAAGAAGAAGAGCAAGGCAGACGACCCGGACAUCCCCUCCCUCGGACUUGAGCCCGGGGCUCCGGUGCCCGUCAUUCGCAAGAGGGGCCGGCCCCGGAAGUACCCCAUCGCACAAGGGUUGGAGUAUGUGGACACCCCCGAGGGUCGGCGCGUCCUGAAGCAGGAGAAGCUGACGGACACGUUCAAGCAGCGCAAAAAGAUUGACCGCUUCGAGGGCAUGCCCGAGGAGGAAGUGGCCAAGCGCACCCUGCCAGACCAUCUCGUGCCCAACCUGGACAUUGUCAUUAUUGGCAUCAACCCUGGCCUUUUUGCAGCAUUCAAGGGCCAUCACUACGCAGGACCUGGAAAUCAUUUUUGGCGAUGCCUCUUCCUGGCUGGUCUCAUUCCCGAGCCUAUGACAGCAGUGGAUGACUUCAAAUUGAUCCAGUACGGCAUCGGCUUCACCAACAUUGUUGCACGGACAACUAGAAGCAGUGCUGACCUCUCAAGGAAAGAGAUCAAGGAAGGGGCAGAGAUCCUGAUGGACAAGCUAAAAAUAUUUCAGCCACGCAUAGCAGUGUUUAAUGGGAAAGGCAUCUACGAGAUCUUCUCGGGGAACAAGAACUUUGUGUUUGGUCGCCAACCGGACCCUAUCGAGGGAACCAACGUGUCGGUGUUUGUGAUGCCGUCUUCGAGCGCCCGCUGUGCCCAGCUGCCUCGCGCGGUGGAUAAGCUCCCCUUCUACGUGGCUCUCAAAAAGCUCAGGGACCACCUGAGAGGGCGGCUACCCCUUCUACACCCGUCGGAGGUGACCUUCCCCGACGUCAAGCUCAAGGUGGAAGCCAAGGAGGAGCCGUGCGACGACGACGACGCCGCCACCAACGAGUCGGACCCCUUCUCCGGCGAGGCCACGGACGACGGCAGCUCCAGCUAUGACAACGGCCCCCUGGGGGGACAGGGGCAGGGGGGCACCGCCUUCCCCGUGCAGGUGAAGGAGGAACCGGGAACCCAGCCAAUGACUGGCAGCUACCAGCCGCAACUCCCGGAGCCGCCGGCCCCGAAGAAACGGGGCCGAAAGAAAAAAAGUGACACCGUCAACCCACCCGUCGACUACGCCGGUCAGCAACUCACACCCCACCAGCAGCAACAGCAGCAGCAACAUCAACAACAGCAACAACAUCAACAACAGCAACAUCAUCAGCUACACCAGCAGCAUCAACUACGUCAGCAACUACAGCAACAGCACCAGCAACAAAUGGACUACCACAACGCUGCGGCGGGGGAAGGCUACUUCCAGCAGCAGGCAGGGCUUUACCAGCGGUUGGCUCCGCCCCCUUACUACCAGGAGGGCUAUGCCCCGCCCCCUGCCUAUGGGGGACAGCCCCAUUGGCCACAGCAGCAGCAGCAGCAGAGGGCAGUAGAAUACGGACAGAGCAAUCGAGAGCUGGAGGCGGGGCCGGCAGGCGGGAUGUGCGGGGUGGGCGGGCCACAGCAGCCGAGCCCGCCCCCUCCAGUGCCGGGCUCCAAUUGGGCGUACCCGUCGACGUACGAGCCCGGGGAGGACCUCUGCAGGGCCACGGACUUCCCGUCGUGGCUCAAACAGGAGCCCCUGGACUCGUGCGAGAGCGGCAACGGCGGCGGCUACUGCUGAGGGGCCGCAACUCGAGGAACGCCCAAAAAGCGGGACCGAUCCACAGUGCCCGUUCUUGGAGCUGGCAGCCUACCCCUUUUUUUGUUUUGCUGCCUUCCCCGUGUGCUGCCCCACGAGACUCGAGAAGGAGUGCCAGACGUUGUGCUAGUCCGUGACGUGGGACACAAAAGCAUCCACCGCCGACAACUGCCGGUACGACAAACUCUUUACCAUCCCGAAGAAGAUGGCCUGGUCGCACAAGCGCUCCGCUCAAGGGCACAAUGCGGAUUCUCAGCGAUGUGGUGGUGUCGUGGCGGUGAAACGCUCUCUCCUGUUUGCCGCGGGUGUCGAGCUUGGUCUCGCAGUGUUCCAAAGGUCGGUCGCAAAUUCUGGUGGCUGGCCCGGCAGAAACAUUUCUCAGAAAAUGCUAUUGCAUUGAGACCGCUGCAUUGCAAUGCAAGUAGCGAGGUCUCCGCCGUCGAUUAGAGGAAUGGAAUCGCAUCGACACCCCUGUGUCGUGACACAAAGAGCGAAAUCUCCGCUGUCAAACAGCGGAGAUAUUUUUUUUUAAGCGUUAUCAUUUUUAAAGUUGUUUACAUUCGUAGCAUGACCUGCGCGAUUCAAGGAGGAAAUAAUCGAUGAGAAGGAAACCAAUUUGCGGCUAUUCUAAAAGUCAUCUCCGGCAGCUCUAGGUCGCACGAGAGCUUGCACGAUACGAAUACGCAGCCGGGCAGGAAGCUUUUGAGACGCGGACAAACGUUUUAAGAGAUGUUUAUUUUGGACCACAGCUCGCUUCCUUUUGUUUACGUCUUUGAGCGGUGCUUAUGUCCGACUCGAUCGCUGUUAUGUCUGUGCAAACCCACGCUCGUGCUUCGGACGAUGAUCGCCGCGAGAUGCUUUAUGGGGAGGCCCGUUAGCUCCCCGUCUGUACAUAGCUGUCCCAUAUUACGAAGCGUGCAUGAUCUCCCUUUUCCCUUUCCAGCGCUCCCUCAGCCGGUUGUGUGCUGAUGUAUGGACUCGAAGCUUGACAAAUCCGAUAAUCUGCGACGUUCCACUCCAUUACGAUCACCGGCUUCUUUUCCCGUGCCCUUUAUCUCGAAUCAAAUCUUUUUGUUGCUUGCCGCUCCGUUCGAAAGACUUGUUCCAAAUUCGUGUUGGGCAUGUUGGCCUGUAAGAACUUCAGACGACGAGCCAAGCAGGGAAAAUGUAUGUGGUUGAGGUGCAUUUAACGUCAACGUCUCGACGCUGAACGUCCGCACGUGCCGCUGGAGCCACAAGAUGUGCGAGGAUAAUCUUCCCAAACUCUCAUCAACGGUCUCGUGGCCGUCGACUGACCGCUAGUAUGGGUUACCGUCAAUGACCACGAGUUUUUACGGGAAACUCUUUUUAAGAAGCUUUUCUCGCGUGUGUUUUACGAGGUGCCGACUGCUUUUGUGCUGUGGUUACCACGCGAUCGCCAUUUUGAACUGUCUUUCAUCGAUUCCCUGGCAGUCCACACAAAUCCGUUUCUCACCAUGGCAUUGGAUGCGUCGAAAAGAGGACACCGUGGAAGUGUGCGCAGGCAAUCCGCUUGGCGGCAAAAGAGGCCGAGGCGUGCGUGCGGCUGCCGUUCUUGAUAAUCAUUCGCGCCGGCUUGGGUUUGAACUUGAGUCACAGCACGUUGGCCGGGCCCAUUUGCCAAUCUUAGCAUUUUUGGGACCCCCGUGUUAUUACCGGGCUCGGAAAGUUCUCGCCUUUCGGGUUGGUGGAUCCCCGACGUUCCGACGCUCCGACGCGGCCCUUUGACGUCUGGCUGGUCUGCAAUUACUUUUAGUUGGAACGUGCGAGUUUGGAAAGAAGGCGAAGACAAUGCGGAGCACGCUUCGCCAAUGUCUCGGUGGCUGGAAAAGUGGCAGUAUUGUUUACCGGGUGCUCUCGCCUGUUGAGGUAUUGUUACUUUCUGGCUUUUCAUAUUGAGAGAGUAGCGCAGAAAGGGCUAGAUAAAUAGCUAGAUAAAGGUGCCCUCUUUCCGGCAGCAACUUUUCUUCGAAGCAAUGCUUGCAUUUGUGAAAUUCUCAUUCGUAGGAUGCGAGUUUUGGAAUUUAAUGCAACUGUGGAUCCUUUCAUUGCGUGUCCGGCAACGUCGGCGCGGCAGCUGUCGCUAACCGUUCCGCCUCAGUUACACGAAGCAGUAGACGAAUUCGGAAACGCCCAUUAAGCGCCGACCGAGACAUUGUAAAGAGUGGUGUUAAAGCCGAGUCAUCUCGUCGAAGCCGAGGAAAUUGGUGACCAAAUCUGCUCUAUUUUCAGACUGUCCUAAACUGGGUGCUUCGAUAUUCUCAUGAGAAAACGCUGCAAGUUGGAGGGCCGCGUGCUUUCGGGAAGGUCUCUUUCUUUCUCGUUAUUUAUCUACAGAAGUUGGAGGAAGUCUGCUGCUUCCCCCGUUGUUGUUCGGUUUCUCCGCGCACAAGUGAGAAGGAUGAGUCAGUAUUACGGCAAAGUGUACGAGGUCUUUCCAAUUACGAGUGCAAUAUGUCUUUGACAGUGUUGUGAGACGCCGCUGUUUUCGGGUGUGUGGGGACGUUUCUUUUCAUUCCCGACGCGAGGCCAGUAAAUGUACAAAUGCACCAAGUGACGAGGGAAUGGCACUUGUCACAGUUUUCGAGAGCAUGUUUCGACAACUGCCCGUCUGCUUGCAACGUGAGCAGGUCGGCGCUCAUAGGUGUCGUUGCAUGGUGGACGACAACACGCAAACCUAAAAAAAACAAAUGUUUUUUUGUUUUUUUUGUGUUCUUUUUAAGUUUAGUGAACUUUUAACAGUGCCCUCUGUACGCAAACCAGAGCGCCUAUCGAGUUUGGUCCACAAGAUGUUAAACUGCACAGUACCUGGUUUCUAAGUCGAAGAAAUUCCGAAGCUGCCCAACCUUACUCCCCACGUUUUGCCACGCUUACUCGUCUCUUCGUUGGUUAUUCUAUUCCAUUCUCGCCCUACGAUGGAUUGCGGAAAACGCUACGAGCCAUUGAAGCCAACCCAAGUCACGCAUGCUUUGUGUGACCCUCGGGGCGCAUAGUCACGUGAUAUAAUUGCAGUGCAGGGUUGGCCGGAGUGGGUAGUUGCGUCUGCUGCUGUCCGUCGUAAGGUGAAACCGACCAUAGCUGCAUGCAGUAAGUGAAUCGCAACAUGGUUGAUUUCUGGCCCAAGCCAGAAUGAGGGAAGAACGAAAUCUUAUGGAAAAUGUGGCGUCGAUUUUACCACGCUGGAGUGGUUACCAAGUGAGCGGCCGCCAAAUGAAAUUUUGAGUGAAGCCGUACAAAAGAGAGGUUGUUGGUCUCUGCCUCGAGCAGCCAUUUCGAAUCCAUGGACAGGUUCGAGUUCAGGUGCGAUACCACGUCCCGUCUAACCGACCCAAAACGGAAGUUGCGGGCAAUGCGGAAGUUGCGGUGCCACGUCGACCGCAUCAGAAGUGUCCGGUUUCCCGCGACCCUGUGUUUUUAGUUUCGUCUGAGUCCGAGAUAGAGAACAUAAGCAAACAAGUGCCAAGCGGAAAAAAAAUCUUUACUAUGAAUCGGGGUGGAGAUUGAGGGAGACGAUUCACUGGGCCCGUCAAAGCCCACACACCUUUGCUCACUCGUGGUUCAGUGUCGGUCGGGUGACCGCUACCUUUCGAAACCUUCUUUUCCGAUGCUCGCACGUUCAGUGUGGUUCCUCGUACGUGCAAUCUCUAUUGUUCAACUUUAAUAGCCCCUGGACAGAACACAACGCUGCUGACAGUGCAAUGCCGAGGCACAAGAGACAUACGCUAACUGUACUCCCAGUUCGUCGGAUUAUUUUUAGUGAUAGCCAUUAUUUUCUAGGUUUUGUAGCAGAUGCCGCUGCGUGUUAACUGGAGCAGGAAAAUUUCUUCUCUAAAUUUGGUGGGGAAUCACGGUGGCUUGACAUUGUGACAUAACAGUGUCACGUGACGUCACAAUUUCCCUCCUAAAUAUGGCAUUGAAAGUUCCUCGCCAGAUUUACCACGUAAAUUUUUCCGCUAAAUUUCCUGGGAAUUCUGUGUGACAUGACGUUGCGGUACCAUGGGAUGUCGCAGUGCCACAUGAUGUCUUGUCGUCACGCGAACACCGUUUGCUACAUUUAGGGGGACAUUAGUUUGCCAAAUUCACACACGCAGUGCAACUCUGUACAGCAGUGUGCAGUGUCUCCGCUGCCACUACAGUUCGUUGGCAGGACAUAGCAAGGAACCAAGAAUAUUUUUAACGUCUCUCGAGUCUGAAGAUUGUAAUGCACAUUUCUGUUUGCUAGCGUGUAGGAGGAACCGAUUGGUCACGUUUACUGAGACACGGUACGUCCCACACGGAGGGAAGAGUUUGUAGAGGUUGCGGUUACCGUGGCACCGUGCUUGAACCCACUGUACUUACACACAGAGUAUGUUGUCCUAGGUUUAGGAGCAUCAGCUCUUGCCCCCCACCCCAGAUGGUGUUUGUUAUCUCGCCGCCAGCAAUACAUCGUGCCCGGCGUUUGUAAACGGUUGUGAGCAAUGUUCAGCUCAGUGCAAACAGAAAUGAGUGAACUCUGAUUCUUCUGGUUUUUGUCUUCUUUUUAUUUUUGUCGCCAUUUUUUUUUUGCGGGCUUGUCAAAAUGUUUUUGCUUGCUUUCGUUACUGACAUGGUGAGAAUAGCAGGGAGGAGCUUUUGGUUGUCCUACCUGCUCCAGCAGGAGCUGCUACCUUUGACGACGCAUCGGCGUUUCAUGCACGCACGGUAGGCGUAGAGCGCCUGCUGGAGGCCGGACAUUCGAAAGACACGCCCCGCUGUUCUCGCUCUGUCAACGUCUACAUCUAUCUUUUGGCCACGAGAGAUUGUGAAGAAGAGAAGUUUCCUGGUCGCAGACAGGGUUGUAGGGUUGUAAAACUUGCUUUCCUAAAUCAGUAUGCAGAGAGCAAGUCGUCCGUUUCUUGCGCAGAAGUUGCGGCGACGUCAGAACGACGCCGAGCUCCAAUUGGCUUUGAUUGAAAGGGUAGUAGGUGAACCUCAAUGCUAGGU